UCCGGCUGGAGCGCGGAGAGUCCCGGAUGUUGGCUUGGCCGCCGAACGAGAGGCGAAUCGGGUAGAAGGCAGGCUGAGAGAGAGAAAGGGACGCCACGGCACCGCAGGCACACCGGCGAACCUUUGCCCGGGACGACACGCGUUCUAGCGCACGGGGGACGCUCUCGGGGACCCUGCCGGGACACAGGAGGCGGACGGCGGUGGAAGGCGGGAGCAGUUAAGUGCGAAACUACCGCGAGGAUUACGGAGACCACCGUCAACAUCAGCUCCCUCUCCAAACAGAAGACUGGCGAACGGAGGUAGAACGCGACAGCGGGUGUGGAGGUAGAGGAGAAUAUGACUCGCCUUGGAGAACACAUCAUGCUGAUGUCCUGAUCUGAGGGCCCAGAUCCACUCUGUCAUCCCCACCCGCUCCUCUCCCCACCAGUUCUUCAAGCUCUAAGAGGUCACCGGUUUACCUCCAGGCUUUCGGGUUCAGUCUCCCCCGUCCCCCCACCCUGCUGCCCGGCCUGUCGUCAUCAUGACGUCGGAGCUGGAAAGUAGCCUGACCUCCAUGGAUUGGCUCCCUCAACUCACCAUGCAGGCAGCCAUCCGCAAGGCCGACGGCCAGCACGGCCACGGGCCAGGCAUAGGCAAGAAGAGUGCCCUGCUGGAUCCCAACACCACUCUGGACCAGGAGGAAGUACAGCAGCACAAAGACGGCAAGCCGCCGUACAGCUACGCCAGCCUCAUCACGUUCGCCAUCAACAGUUCGCCAAAGAAGAAGAUGACACUGAGCGAGAUCUACCAGUGGAUCUGUGAUAACUUUCCCUACUACAGAGAGGCGGGAAGUGGCUGGAAGAACUCGAUACGGCACAAUCUGUCAUUGAACAAGUGUUUUCUCAAAGUGCCUCGCUCCAAAGAUGACCCGGGAAAGGGCUCUUACUGGGCCAUUGACACCAACCCAAAGGAGGACGCCUUGCCAACGCGACCCAAGAAGAGGCCGCGGUCUGGAGAACGGGCUUCUACGCCGUACAGCCUGGAGUCAGAGUCUUUGGGGAUGGAGUGUAUGAUCUCUGGAAGUGCCUCUCCAACGCUGGCAAUCAACACUGUGACUAACAAGGUGGCGCUCUACAACACGGACCAGGAAGGGAGCGACAGUCCGAGAAGCAGCCUUAACAACAGCCUGUCCGAUCAGAGCCUGGCCUCCGUCAAUCUCAACAGUGUGGGCAGCGUGCACAGCUACACGCCGCAGGUGACCAGUCACCCCGAACCCGUGUCCCAGUCUCUGAGCCUCCAGCAGCCCCAGUCCCAGUACAACAUGCCCGACAGGGACAAGCAGCUCAUGUUCUCUGAAUUUGAAGAUCUCAGUGCCUCCUUCCGCAGCCUUUACAAGUCCGUCUUUGAGCAGUCCUUCAGCCAACAAGGUUUGAUGGGAAUCCCAUCAGACGCGUCGCAGCAGACCCACACAUCCUGCUCCUAUCAGCACUCUCCCGGAGGUGCCAUCAACACGCAGAAUAACCUGUCCAACAACCAGCCCAACAGCCACUCCAACAACAGCGGCCAGGUGCCCCUCUCCCACCCGGCCCAAGCCCACCCCGGACACGGCUCCCCGCACGCGCAGCACCUCCCACCGCAUGCCGGCUCCCACAACCAGCACCCGCAGCACGGCCCCCACCCGCAGCACGGACAGCACCCGCAGCAACACCCGCAGCAGCACCCUCAGCAACACCCGCAGCAGCACCCUCAGCAGCACACGCCGCAUCCCGCCCAACACGCGCAACACGGCCAACACCCGCAACAGCAUCAGAGCCUCUCCCACCAGCCGCAUCCCGCCCAGCAGCAGAUGGGCUGCAAUCCAGGUUUACUUUCUGACUGGUACCCUAAUCUGGACGCACUGAAAGAAAGCUGCCGCAUUGCCAGCAGUUAUAACUGGGCAGAUGUGGACCUGUCACCUUUCCAAGGAUUACGAGAGAGUAUGAGACAGGCAGAGUUGAACAACUGGUCGCUGGAGCCUACGCAGAUCGCCGACCUGUGCUCGUCCAUCAAUCAGUUCUUCGCCCGCACCGGCGUCAUCCAGCCACAGGGAACGGUGCCGCCGGCCGUCUGCCACGCGGCCAUGCACCCAAACAAACCCAGCCAGCACCUCGGCACAGGAAAUCUCUACAUGGACUCCAGACAGAGCAUGUCCAUGAUGGGCCCCCCGGGGUAUCCUCACAUGCCCCCGAUGAGCAGCGCUGGCCCCGCUAUGACUGGACACCACGCUCAGAUGAACCAGCAGCACAUGAUGCCCAACAGAAACUUCCAGAUGCAUCGCAUGGCGGCUGAUGACAUCCAGGAUGAUUUCGACUGGGACUCCAUUGUGUAGCCUCCUCCUCCUCUUAUUUUUUUUGUUGUUGUUUUUUUUUUUUUUUGCUAACAAAAGAAGAGGCAGGAGGAGGUGGAAGCCAGAGGAAAGCAGGCCGGGCUAAAAAAGGCCCCAGGAGGGGCAGAAAAUGGAGGAAAUGAAUGCCCCCUGACCCACCCACACCCCUUGAUUCCUCCUUUUAAGGUGGGCGAACAUUAGACGGGCUGCCCCGAGACCUUUUUUUUUCAUAACCAGAAAAAGACAAUCAUAUUACCAGGACAGGAUCAAGCCCGCAUCCCUUUCCCUUACCAUCCUAACCAGCGGCCUUCCAAAAAUGCCCCCUACCCGUUUCGCUCCACUUUUAGCCACUCCACCACUGUUCUGUGAUUUGAGCUUGUGAUUCUUCUUCUCGUGUUGGCGUCAGCUGCCUCGUGGAUGAGUUUAGCUCUCUCUUUUUUAUUCAUCUUUUUAUUCUUUUGUAAAAGACACGCAGGCCGCCUCUGGGAGUCAUGUGAUUUGCGCGCUCGACGGUGGAAGAGGGCCCCCUUGUGGAUGGAGGUGAUGUUUGCAUUUUGAACAGGGUGUUUAAAAAAAAAAAAAAAAAAAAAGGUCUGUAGGCCUGUUAACGAUAUAAAAGCCAAGCAAAUGAGUGUUUGGGACAAAUGGGGGAUAAAAAGGUAAAAUUAAUGGUGAAAAAGUCAUCAUAUUGUUGCAAAAGUUUAUUUUUUUAUUUUAAUUUAAGUUAAUAGGAUGAGUGUGACAGCAGCAGGAUACCAAAUGUUGAUUUUGUCUUGAAAUGUGUGAGAAAAUUUGCGUCCAUGUCAUUUUAUUCAAUAAUUUCGAGCAAUGUUUCCCAACAUAUAUUGAGCUAAUGCACGUAUUUCAACUAACUUAACUCAUUCACUGCCACUGACCAUAAUAGACAUCAAAUUAAUUUUCAUUGGGAUGCCUGGCAUUGCUUGAUCAUGUUCCAGUGCCUUUGAUGGCGAUAGAUGUCAAAUCUGUUUGAAGUGGAUGUCCACUUUAAAUGGAAUGGACAUCUUCUAGUAUAAAAACUAAUCUCAAAUCAUUGAAUCCAUUUGACACAUUUGCCGUCAAUGGUACCGAAUAAGUUGAAAUAAAGAUAAUUUUGCAAUGGCACUUAAGUUAUAAUUCUAAUUUUGAUUAAAAGUUUUGCUGUAAGCAGAACAUUUUUUUGUGGAAAAGCACAGAAAAAAAAAAAGAAAACAGGGUGAUCGGCAGUUCUGGAAACUUCCAUAUUAGACGUGUGAUUAAAAUGCAACACAUGCAAAUACUUAAACACUUAGUUAUAUGUGUCAUUGUAAUGACAAUUUGGGUGUGGCUUUAUUUUAGGGAUGGGCACGUGACUGCAUUUUCUGAAGAGCUAAUAUAAUAACAAUUAUUAGCUUUCUUGAGAAAAAAAUGUUUAAUCACUGCAAACGACAUUUAACAAAUGCAACAAUCGAUUCCACGUCACUGAAGUUUUAACCAUUGAUCAAUGAACUCAUCGGUCAUUAUGCCAUGAUUUCACUUUUGGGAAUUGCGCAACAUAUCAUUUUGUGUGUACAAAAAGACAUUUCCCAUAGGAGUUAACUAGCCACGCAUGAAAUUUAUUGAUUUGUUUUAUGAAAUGUUUGGUUCCAAUAUGCUGAACUAUUCCUUUAACAAGUGACUAUUUUUAGGAAUCACAAAAAUUAACCCCCUAAAGAUCUGGUGUCCACAAUUGUGGACUUCCCAUUGUAGGUCUUGUAGGCCACAAUAUUAACAUUUGGUAUACAAGUGUGGCCUACCUGACCCAAAAUGUGAUGACCACUUAAAAUACCGGUAUGUGGACGCCAUGUCUCAAUAAAUACAGUAUAUUAUUUUUUGACCGCCCAAAGGGAGGUUUCAAAAAGUCGCCUGCUUUGUUUUUGUUGAGGACACAAACUGAAAAUGCUACUUCUCCAUUAUUCGUGGAUAAAUCGGAAAGAAAUGUUGCAUGAAUAUUCGGUUACAUUUUAUUUGAAUGCUUCUUAUGACAGUGAAUACAUUUACAUGGUCAGAAUUUCCUUAAUCCGAACAGUAUUCGGAUUAAAAUUAUGAUCGGAUGUACUGUUUUCAUGGACACUAAAAAUAUUAGGACUUGCUAGUUUAUGCAUGAGAAAUUCAGUCAGAACAAAUUAUUUAACGUGUGCAGUAAGAGUGGGAACCUCUUGGUACCUCACGAUAUGAUACGAUUUGUGCUACGAAGCUCACGAUAACAAUGAUCUAACGAUAUGGCGACACAACGAUUAUCGAUACAUUGGUCAGGAAAUCAUUCUAGUAUAUUCUACAAAGAAUUAAUAAACAGAAAAACAAGCUUCUGCUGUGAAUUGGAAUGAGUUUAUCACUAGUAGACGUCCAAUCCAUUUGAACUGGGUGGGUGGCAGCGAAUGAACAUUUGUUCAUUCGCUGUCAUCCCUCCCACUUCAAACAGAUUGAACGUCUAUGGCUGUCAGUGGCAGCCAACACCAGGCAAUGAGGUCAUUUUGGGUAAUUUAAGUUCAUUUACCUGUUGAUUUCCAGUAACUUCCUGUUGAUUUGCGGGUAUUUUAUGGGUCACUCCUGUUUAUUUUCGAGUUUCAGAACAGGAAGUGACCUGAGAAUCACCCAAAUGAAUAGGCAGUGACUUAAACUCAACAGGAAAUGACCUGUAAAUGUCUUAAAAUGAACAGUAAGUGACCUGUAAAUGUCCCGAAAAUCGGAACGAAUGACUGUGAAUGCUCUGGUUUUGAAUGAAUGAACGUUACCAGUCUAAAUGGAUUGGACGUCGAGCACCGUCACUGGCAGCCUUAGUUAACUGAGACACUAUUAUGAUGGAAGAUUUUGGUAGCAACUUGUUCAUUUUUAUUUUUAUUUUAUUUUAGACAUUGACACCUUUAUAAAACGAUAUCUCGAUUCUUGACAGGAGCAUAUCGAUAACCUUUUGGGAUACAAAGUAUCACGAUAUAUCACCAUUUCGAUAUUUUGUCAGACGCCUAGUGUACAGAUUAAUACUGCUUUCAUGAGUGUCGUAAAUAUGGUUAGAAGCUUAGUUUAUUUACAAUUUAUUGUCAAUUGGCACGUUUUUUGAAGCCAUCAUAACAACAUAGCGUACACAUCUAUGAAAACAUUAUUUUUUAAGCAAGUGUUACCUAAAAUGUAAUUACAAACAAAAGCUUAAUGUGUGCAUUUUGAUGCAUUUUCUUGUGUUGGAUGAUUUAGUAGGUCUAAAACAGUUUUUUUUUUUUUUUUUUACACGCAACAAACCAAAAUGAACUUCAUGUCUGGUAUGUUUUAGCUAUGACAAAAAAAAAGCACAUGUACAGGAAGUAUUUGUAAUUACCAAUGCGUCAAUGUUCAUCUUCCCAUAGCAUGUGAAGGCAGCAUGACCAAAUAUAACGGAAAAAGUAGUUAAAGAAGAAGAGGACGCGGUACUGACAUGACAUGAAAUGUUAGUGUUAUUUCAUGUAUUUUUCCUAUUUUUCAACUAUCAAGUCUUUCAAAAAUUUUAAGAUAAAUUAAUAUCUCCAGCAAUGUGUUCACCUCAGAUACAGACCAGCACAGGACAGUUUGUUCCAAAAUUUUGGAAUAAAGUGUUUUCAUGCAUGUCAAUCAGAUUAUCAAUCGUCAUAAACCAUCCCUCUCUUUCGGAAAAGAAUAUUAAUCGGAAUAAACUGGAUUGGGUUACAAUAUUCAGAAUGGGAUGUGUACAGGAAUCAUUUUUAUUCCGGUUAGGCUUUUAAUCCGAAUUUAAGUGGCAAUGUAAACAUGUCAAGUGUCAUAAUAAUGAUAUGACACCUGUCUUGAACAUGAAUGAAUGUUUAUGACAGGCCAAUAAUUGUCACUUACUGAUUCUUUCAUAUUAAUUGCAGGUAAUGACACAGUCAUAAGAAGCUUUCAAUUUAAAUGUAGUCGUAUAUUCUUGGGACGUAUACGCAUCAAUCCUUAAAGCCCGAUUUUUUUCGAAUUUGUUUCAUUUUUUCGUUUCUAAUUUGAUUAAUUACGGGGACUUAUUGUUGCCUGUAGGUUCAGAGUUAGCCAGUACAGGGCAUGUUCGGUUGUGCUUUUCAUGUUUCUAAACUAAUGAGAUCUUUUGUGAUUGACCCGGGAUCCGGGUCGUAGUUCAUUUUGAACUUGUUUUGUUCGUCAUAAUUUUUAAAUGUAUUUUUUAAUGAAAAAAAAAACUAAUUUAUUAAAAUGUUUAUUAAAAACUAAAUUAGUCUAAUUAAAAUAAAAGCAGAAAUACACUCUGGUUAUGGGCCCUAAUAACACUCUAAAAUUGAUUAUUUUAUUUCCCUUUCUUAAUUUCAUUGUGAUUUCAUUGUCUUCCAUUGACAAUGAAAGAUGCUUAAUUCACUUGAACUGUGAGGACUUGCUGUGAAUGCUUAUCUUACAUUGAAUGAUCACUGCCAACCCUCCCAUCCAAAAUGGAUUGGGCGUCUAGCGCUGUCUAUUGCUUUUAAUGAGUUAAACGAGGGCCCUAUAAAGGGUUAAACCCUGGAAAGUGAAAUCAGAAAUUGUCAUUUAAGGGUACAGUUUUUGACAAUCAUUUUUUAAAGUGCUAAGUGUGCAAAUUGAAAUUCCCCUUUUUUUUUUUUUUUGUAGCCAAGCUCAUAGCUGACAACGUGAUGAGUGCACUCCCAAUUUGCACCCACGACUAACCAAUCCAAUCAAUAGACACUUAUGCCCAUCCCGAUUGUAGAAGUAUACGGAGGUCAAGUUUGUUUCAAGUCUUCCAGGUGAAGAUGGAAAACAACUUGGAUGUGGCUUUAAAAAAAAAGGGACAAAGUUAAGAAAAAAUGACUGGAUCACUUUCUUUUGUUACUUGAGAGACUGCGUGUGAGAGAGUGAUAAAAAAAAAAAAACAUUAAAAAAAAACAUUUUAAAAAAUGGAGCGGGAUGUAAAGGUUGUUUUUACCUGCCGCAGAGAUUAUUUGGGAGAUUUUAAAACAUUUUGAAUGAGGAAAAACAGAAAAAAUCCCGGUCGGAGUUGUUUUUCAAGAGCAGCCAUCAUCAAUGAAUGGUCGUUUCCUUCAGUGCUGGUGUGUCGUCGUGCUUUGUACAUAUUUGUCUUUUCAAUCACACCCCGCCCUCUUUUUUUCCUCUCUCUGGGGGCCGGGGGAGUUCACGAAAUAGACGAGGGAGGCGAAAGAAUAUUUUGUUAUCGUCCGUUCAGAGGGUGACAGUAUGUAUAUAUCUAUAUUGUAUAUAUGUGAUGAAAAUGCAUUGGCUUUUUUUUUUUUUUUUUUUGGUGUGUGUGACACUACCUUUUACCUGUACUAUGUUUCUACAUUCAGUGUUUCAGUGUUGAUAAUAUAUAUUUGGUUUGUGUUUCAUUGUUUUAUUUUUUCGUCUUUGUCAUUUUUGUUUUCCUCCUGUUUCCCCCCUUUUUUUUAAAUUUUAAAUUGCACGAUUUAUUAUUUUUGCUGUCCGAUGAGGUGACACAGCUACUCUUUGUAUUCGUUUAGUGCUGUAAAGUGUUAUUAGAAUUGUCAAUACCACCUGAACCCAUACCUAAGCCCUCUCCUUGCCCAAUAUGCAUGAAUGGCACUUAAAAGAAAUAAAAUAUGGUAACUUCACUGUGGAA
Messenger RNA from Corythoichthys intestinalis (scribbled pipefish), 7913 nucleotides. It is a transcript of the gene foxj3, whose product is annotated as forkhead box J3. The transcript has 13 exons. Gene Ontology annotation, biological process: regulation of transcription by RNA polymerase II. NCBI's taxonomy places the organism in Eukaryota, Metazoa, Chordata, Actinopteri, Syngnathiformes, Syngnathidae. The record is from RefSeq and is a predicted model, not a curated record. Gene Ontology annotation, molecular function: DNA-binding transcription factor activity, RNA polymerase II-specific; RNA polymerase II cis-regulatory region sequence-specific DNA binding. Gene Ontology annotation, cellular component: nucleus. Bases 521 to 2347 code for a protein of 608 amino acids.